Messenger RNA from Acaulospora colombiana, 1537 nucleotides. NCBI's taxonomy places the organism in Eukaryota, Fungi, Glomeromycota, Glomeromycetes, Diversisporales, Acaulosporaceae. The record is from the annotation of a GenBank genome assembly.
GUUGAACCCGGACCUGGGAGAAUUUAUCCAGUUAAUAUACGCCAAAAAAUUUAUAGCCGAGAAGUCUCAAAAUGCCGAGAUUGCAGAAUCGCUUCAAUUGUGGUUGGACACUGAAGUUCAUGAGGAUGAUGCCAUGGAGCAAGCGCGACAAUUUCUGCUCAACAUAGCCAACGCUAUGGCACAGAAAAAGCAUCCACCCAAUCCAUUAAUUCCACCGAGGGUCAGUACUUUCAUCCGUCAGAAGGAUCAAAUACGUCAGCAUCGAAGCGUUUCUCUGGCAUUGGUCAAGCUUCAGGUUCGAUGUUCAUCUGGAAUUCCCUACGAGAUGCACGUCAAAGCGGAAGCAAGACUCGCGGCUGCUCUCGUCCACUGGCUGAGAGAAAGCUUUGGAGUUGAAGAAAGUAUUUUUGUCGCUUGUCCUCACCGUAUCCAGAGAAGUGCAGUUCGACAAGCUAUCCUAUCUUCCGAUGAGGCAUGCAGGCUUGAUGAACCGCAAGAGGCUGGAUUAGACAAUGACGUGGAAGGCCUCACCUCGGCGGUAGAUGCAUUGCAUGUGUCAGAGCGUGGGUUAAAAAUCGAUACUGUGGAAAGAUUACAAGAUUUUGAGGCAAAAGUCAUUCUGCGCGCUUAUACCAGUUUGCCACCCACCGUGUCAAGAGAUACCACCUUUUAUCUGCCAACUAUCAUGUCCAUACCUAGAGACGUUCAAGAAUUCUUAGAUCAGUACCCUAAAAAUACGGAUACCCCAUCGUAUCGGAAGAAUUUGGAAUUUUAUUCCAACCAAAGGCGCUGUCAACCAGAUGAUCUGUUGAUUGAGGAGUUACUGGAACAAUGGAAAGGCGACUUCAUGACUCUUGAAUAUGAACACGGGUUUAUACAAUGGCUGUACGUUUUUUGGAUCAUAGGUUGCCAGUGGUCCAAAAUCCUGACCUCGUUGCUCAGCUUCCCCAUACGAGAACAUGGAAUGAAUUACGCGUCUCAGCCCUUGCAAGUGCACGAGAUAGAUGCUAUGAAGGCAUCUCCUGAGAUAAUGAAUCGUGUUCUUCGUUCAUAUAAACUGAUGCUCUCAUUUUAUGGCAUGACCUUGCUGGACGAAGAGACGGGCUUGUUAGAUCGCUCACCUGAAGAGGUCAAAGCGAUGAACGAUAUUUCCCAAGGCAAGCGUGCAACAUCGCAAUACCAACACCUUGUUCGUAAGAUUCUAAAACACCUAUCUGAAAUGGGUCUUGAGCGACUGAAUGCCGGCUUCCUUCUCCACGUUCUUUCUGAACAAUCCACUAACAACAAACUGAACGCACCGUACUUACGUUCGAGUAUGGACAGGUGGUGGGCCAAUUGCAUUCGCGAUGAAUCGGAGCGAUCGUUCAUUGGCCACUUAAUCAGUCAGGUCCGCUCUAAUAACAUCCAGUUUACCAGGAAGAUGUAUGAAAAGGCGCUUGAGAGAAGGGCUAGGACGGGACAACUAGCUUUAAGUGAUCCGGAAAGCUCAGAAAGCGAGGCGACUGAAGAAGAGCAACAGGUAUCGGCAUCAAACUGA